AUGGGGGGCUGGGCCGGCUUCCUCAUCACUUACCUCCUAGGAGGCCUGACCUUCCUGCCUUUGGUGCUUCUCACCGUCUUCGCUCACGCCUACUUCACCCUCCCAUACCGACAGGAUGCCGACACGAAUCGCGAUCCAGUCGUCGACGCCGCUACCGCUACCGGCGGUCCGGGCUCCAUCGUCCAGCCCGGCGAUGACCUCACCGCUCUCGAGGCCGUGAAGGCCACGGCAAAGGACGAUGCCACUGCGGCAGCUACGAAGCGCUCGGCGCAGGAUAACGACGUCGCGGCGGGGUACUUUGCCGUGUGUAGAGAGUACACUCCCAUGGGCAUCAACGCGAAGCCCAUCGAGAGGUCCACCCCGACCGGCCCAACCACCGUCGCCGCGCCGAGCCAGAGCGUCUAUCAGACCAUGUACAAGAGCAUAUUCGAGCGGAAACCGACGCCAGGACCCUUGGAUAACAGAAAUGGGCUGAGCCAGCGUCCCAAGAAUGCUGGUAAUGUCUUCUAUGUCGUACUGAGACACGGGCAUCUGAUGCUCUUCGACGACGACGAACAAAUCGAGGUCCGGCACGUAGUCUCUCUGUUGCACCACGACAUUAGCAUAUACUCGGGAGGAGAUGUCACACCAGAAGGCGAGCUUUACAUCAAGAGGAAUGCGCUGUGUUUGUCGAGGAGGUCAGAUGGCCCCGAGGUCGGACCGGACAGCCAGCUAUCCAAGCCGUUCUACCUCUUCUCCGAGAAUUGUUCCGCCAAGGAGGACUUUUACUUUGCCAUGCUCCGUAACCAGGAGCAAAACUUUGGCGCUGAGAGGAAAGCACCCAGGCCGAAACAAUUCGAGGUCAAGAACAUCAUUGCGUUGGUACAGAAGCUGCACUCAUCCGAGGAGCACCUAUCCACGAGGUGGUUGAAUGCCAUGAUUGGUCGUGUGUUCCUGGGCAUCUACAGGACGACGGACCUCGAGCACUUGAUCCGUGAGAAGCUCACCAAAAAGAUUGCCCGUGUCAAGCGCCCUUCGUUCCUCACCAACAUUGCAAUUCGCCGCAUCGACACCGGCGAGUCUGCACCUAUAAUCACAAACCCGCGUCACAAAGAUUUGAACGUCGAGGGAGAAUGCGUAAUGGAGGCCGAUGUGCGGUACACGGGCAAUUUCCGAAUGGAGGUUGCCGCUACAGCCCGCAUCGACUUGGGCGCACGCUUCAAAGUCCGCGAAGUCGACCUCGUUCUCGCAGUGGUCAUCAAGAAGCUCGAGGGCCACAUGCUAUUCAAAAUCAAGCCCCCGCCGAGUAACAGAAUAUGGUUGUCAUUCCACAGCAUGCCAAAGAUUGAAAUGACAAUCGAGCCAAUUGUGAGCGCGAGGCAGAUUACGUACACCAUUAUUUUACGACAGAUUGAGAACCGGAUCAAGGAGGUUAUCGCCGAGACUCUGGUACAGCCCUUCUGGGACGACAUGCCCUUCUUCAACACGGAGCACAAGAAAUGGCGGGGCGGAAUCUGGGAUGACGACGAUGCGGUUGUCAGCUCACUGAGCGCGGAGACCAACGUGGCUGGAGAGGGCGACGUGGAGGGGGUCGAUCACCUCGAAGAGACGGGCGAUGUGCAAAGCGACAUGAGACCGAUCGAAAAGAGCCACAGUAUGCCGAUCGUUGAGAACACACCGCCGACGGGCCUGUUCGGCAGGAAGAUACAGAACAAGGGGCCAAACAGCCCUUUGAAUAGCUCUUCUACUAGCGUUGAUGCCAUGGGCUCACCUACUACCGCGACGCCGAUACCUAAGCCGUUCAGGUCGCCAUCGAUAUCUAGUCCAGCAAACCCCGUGGUCGGCACCGAUGCUGCGCACGCAGACGUGUUCAAGCCUUCUUCGUCACCACCAGAUCAUGCAUCCAGCAUGAUGGCAGCGCUGUCUGCAAGGUCAACGCCGGUGACGACGCCCUCCGAGACACCCGCCAGACCACCACCCGUCGCAAAGGCGCCGAGCCAGUCCUCCGCAUCCUCGCGCGAAGCCACAGAUAACGAGAACGAUACGGAUCGCACGCCGAUGGCCAAGGAACGCCGUGGCACAGCUUCGUCUUCGGAAUCGAUGCGCAAUAACGAAUCGACUGACCCAAACUCACCCACCACAUCUUCAAGAGCCUCAGUCAGAAGCGCUACGGGCUCCAUCUCCAAGGGCCUCUUUCGGAGAGAGAACACUAGCAGUACGAACUCGACUACAUCAACAAACGGCGAGGGAAAGCGCACGACGCUCGCUGCCGUUGCCAACGCUGCGGUCACGGCCAGACAGUGGGGGUGGAACGCGAUACAGAAACACAAGGACGCCAAGAACGGCGCCUCGACGGAGCAGAAUCCCCCGCUCGACCUCAACCAGCCGAUGGGCAGGGGUCAGCCUCUGCCUCCACCAGGUACGCCGUUGCCUCCGCCUGUCAGAGGCUCCAAGGUGACGACAAUCCCUGUGCCGAAGCGCAAGCCCAUCGCGCCGCCGAAUCUCCCUGAACGGCCUCACUCGGCGUCAACGUCGGAGGCAAAAUCGGAGCGCAGACCCGUGCCGCCCCCGCCCCUGCCCUCGCGGCGUCAUCUGGACACGAGAAAGAACGCGGACGGCGGUGGCGAGAGUUUGUUGGUUGUGGAAGCGCCGCUCGACUCGGAACCCUCGACGCCCAUGGAGGAGAGUAUGCCUCCGCCGGCGUACGUUCAGCCCUGGGCCGAGGACGUCUCUGACAGCGAAAGGGAUACCGGGGCUCGGGAAGAAAGGACGAGGGGUCGAGAUCGCAUUGUGGUCGACGAGAAGAAGGGGCACGGAAAUGAAGAGGAGGAGGAGAGCAAGAGCAGGACGCCACCGCCGUUACCGCAGCGUCGGGAUACGAAGCUUGACGAUCCUAUUGUGGCUAAACCGGUGAAUGUCUCUGGUGUCGACGAGGACGACGACGAUUAUUCCGCGUGGAUGGAUGAGCAGGAUGAGGGUGUCGUCGGUGUAGACGGGAGGCCGAGCGUCGAGGUGAAGUAA
Colletotrichum tamarilloi is the source of this 3000-nucleotide messenger RNA. RefSeq lists its product as uncharacterized. The transcript is spliced from 2 exons. NCBI's taxonomy places the organism in Eukaryota, Fungi, Ascomycota, Sordariomycetes, Glomerellales, Glomerellaceae. Gene Ontology annotation, cellular component: endoplasmic reticulum. The coding region runs from base 1 to 3000 and encodes 999 amino acids. The record is from RefSeq and is a predicted model, not a curated record. Gene Ontology annotation, molecular function: lipid binding.